This is a messenger RNA of Dunckerocampus dactyliophorus (ringed pipefish), 1588 nucleotides long. RefSeq names its product cytosolic beta-glucosidase (gene gba3). The transcript is spliced from 5 exons. Gene Ontology annotation, biological process: carbohydrate metabolic process. Lineage: Eukaryota; Metazoa; Chordata; Actinopteri; Syngnathiformes; Syngnathidae. The coding region runs from base 95 to 1507 and encodes 470 amino acids. Gene Ontology annotation, molecular function: hydrolase activity, hydrolyzing O-glycosyl compounds. The record is from RefSeq and is a predicted model, not a curated record.
UUGAACGGCCCACACAAUAAUGCUAAAAGUAUUCUCCUAAUUAUGAGGCUAAAAUACGCACUUUAGUGAAUAUCGUCAAACAGACUGUUAAAACAUGUUUCCAUGUGACUUUGCGUGGGGGGCAGCCACUGCGGCGUAUCAAAUUGAAGGUGGCUGGCAAGCGGACGGGAAGGGUCCAAGCAUCUGGGACACGUUCUGCCACGAGGGGGGCCGAGUGUGUGAGGAGCAAACAGGCGACGUGUCCUGCAACAGCUAUGAAUUGUGGGAAAAAGACCUGGCGUGCAUCCGGCGGCUUGGACUUACACACUAUCGUCUUUCUCUGUCCUGGGCCCGCCUCCUUCCCGAUGGGACCACGGAGCAUGUCAGUCAAAAAGGUGUGCAGUACUACAACAAAGUGAUUGAGGACUUGCUGUCAUGUGACGUGUCACCUAUGGUCACGCUUUACCACUUUGACCUGCCUCAAUCGCUCCAGAACCGAGGUGGCUGGAAAGCAGCCGCCAUGGCCACCAUCUUUGACAGCUACGCCCGUUUUUGCUUCCAAACGUUCGGCGACCGCGUCAAACUUUGGAUCACCAUCAAUGAGCCGUACGUGUGCGCCAAGCUGGGCCACGAGGAUGGCAUCCACGCGCCAGGGUUGAAAGAACCGGGAACGGCGGCCUAUCUGGUGGGCCACAACAUGCUGAGAGCCCACGCCAUGGCUUGGCACAGCUACGACUCCCUCUACAGACCAACACAAGGCGGAGUGGUGUCACUUGCUAUCAAUAGCGACUGGCUGGAGCCGUUACAUCCUGACUGUGCCGAUGACAUUGCUGCUUCUCGUCGUUGCUUUGCAUUCACACUCGGUUGGUUUGCCUGGCCGCUGUUUGUCACCGGGGAUUAUCCGGAAACGAUGAGGGCAGCCAUUGACACUCAAAGCAGGAAACUGGGAUACAAUGGCGAGCCAAGACUUCCUACUUUCUCCAAACAUGAACCUCCUGUGUUCGGCACUGCUGACUUCUUUGCCUUAAACUACUACACGUCCCGUAAGGUCAAAGCCGGGUUGGAAUGCAGGCAAGGGAUGUCCAUGAAGAGCGACCGGGAUGCGGAAGAAGUCUUGGAUCCAGAAUGGAGUAUUUGUGGAGUGGCCUGGCUGGCUGUGGUGCCCUGUGGCCUACGGAAGCUCCUGAAGUACAUAAAGGACACUUUCCAUGACCCAGUGGUCUACAUCACGGAAAACGGCUUCUCUCAAGUCGGACCGCUGGUAAUGGAGGAUGCUCAGCGUGCAGAAUUUUACAAGGACACCAUCCAGGAAGUGGAAAAAGCAAUUGGAGAAGAUGGCGUCAACGUCCGUGGAUACUUUGCAUGGUCUCUCCUAGACAACUUCGAAUGGGCCGACGGAUUCAGCAGUCGCUUCGGAUUAUUCCACGUGGACUUUUCCGAUGUGGGGAGGAAGCGGACGAUAUACCGCUCAGGCUUGGAGUAUGCGAAGGUGAUCUCAAAAUACAAAGCUAUGUACUCCAAACCAUAGGAAAAAAAUCAUUUAGUCAAAAUGUACAGUAUUUAAAACAUUUAUUUAUAUUUAGUAACACAUUUUAAAUAAUACCCCGCC